Epinephelus fuscoguttatus (brown-marbled grouper) is the source of this 8836-nucleotide messenger RNA. RefSeq names its product doublecortin domain-containing protein 2. The transcript has 11 exons. Lineage: Eukaryota; Metazoa; Chordata; Actinopteri; Perciformes; Serranidae. The record is from RefSeq and is a predicted model, not a curated record. Gene Ontology annotation, biological process: intracellular signal transduction. Gene Ontology annotation, cellular component: microtubule; microtubule organizing center. Bases 99 to 1316 code for a protein of 405 amino acids.
GACUGAUGUGGCCUGCCACCCUACCAUGUAUUUUGUUUGUGAAUUUGACAAGGACAGUGUCUGAGUUCAGUCUGCCUAUAGACUAACGUUCAGUCAGUAUGCCGGGCACAGCAGGGAGAGGUGAUUUGCCACCGACCAAGACAAUAACUGUCUACAGGAACGGAGACGCUUUCUUCCCCGGAAGAAAAAUAGUGGUAAAUUUGCGGCAUUUGACGACCUUUGACCAUCUGUUGACCUUCCUGACCAGACUGAUCGAGGCUCCUUUCGGCGCUGUCAGAAGGCUGUACACUCCCAGAGAGGGCCACAGGGUUCAGCACCUGGACGACCUGAAGCACGGGAGUGUGUAUGUUGCAGCCGGAAAUGAGCAGUUCAAAAGGCUGGACUAUUGUGCGAUAACAAACAAGAAGCCACAGACUAAGAAAAGAGAACAGAUCCGACCUGUUGUUCACAGCAGAAUACUAGUUUCUGCUCGCUGGAAGAGAUCUGUGGAUGAGUCCUGCACAAUAAAUGUCUUGACCAAUGGAGAAAUCUUGGUUCCUCCAGUUCGAAUACGGAUCCCAAAGCAUACUCUCAGAAGCUGGGAAAAUGUUUUAGCCAUGGUGACAGAGAAAGUGCGACUGCGCACUGGUGCUGUGUUCAGGCUUUGCACGUUAGAUGGACGUCCUCUCUCCGGCCCCAGUGAACUGGAGAACAACCAGUACUACAUCGCAGUUGGUGCAGACAAGUUUAAAGAUCUCCCAUAUGAUCGCUGCAGGCCCUACAGGGAUUUAAUUAGGGAAAACAACAUCAUCAAAGGGUAUGACACCUGUGAUUUCAACCAAGACAUCCUGCCUGCUAUUAGAAAGACAAGACAUCCAAAGGAUGCAUUUGCUCACACAGGCUUUAGAGAGGACCUUGAGCACACAGCCAGGGGCCAGAUGAAGAAACAAGCCAAACCGGAGAGAACCAAACAACAGAGGCAGGUGUCCAGAAACCCAGUUCUCUUCUCGACAGGGGAGGGCAGCGUGUUCAAUGCGCAAAACAAAAGGAGUGAGAUGGCAGGAGCGGCGGAGGUGCAGGAAGACGGCCAGUUGAAGGUGGACCUGCCUAUUGAUCAGGUCGAGGCCAAGAUAGUUGACGAGGAGUACGAGGAUGGGAGUUGUUCUGCGAGUCCCUGCAAGGCCUCCCUCCAUGAUUCAGACAGUUUGUGUCUGCAGAGGUCUUUGUCUGCAGGUUCCAGGAAGGAUUUGACUCUCCUCACUGUAGAGCUCAUUAGUGAACCAUCUAAUCUCAUUAGACGACGCCGGGCUAAGGUGGCACGGCGACAAAGUAAGUAACCACACUCACUCUCUCUCUCUCUCUCUCUCUCUCUCUCUCUCUCUGUCUCUCUCUGUCCCUCUUUGGUUUGGACCAGGAGCAGAAACAGGUGUGGAAGCGGGCGUGCAAGUCUGGGACAGGCAGAGUCCUCCCUAACCCUUUCUCCUCUAAUUGCCGCAGAUGCCAGUAUGCUCUCGCUUCUGCCUUUCAUAACAGUUGGUGUUUGGCAAAGAGGCUUUUAUGUUUGUUUUAGCUGAUGCUUUGCUACUUAUUGUGUCUCUGUCAAAGGAAUACUUUUGCAUCCUUAGUUGAAUUGAAACGCACACGUCCUCCCCCCGUGGACGUGCAUGCCAACUGCUCCGAGACACAUUACAGUAACACAGCCACUUUUGAAACUUCUCGCAACAAUCUGAUGUUGAUUUACUGUCUUUCUGGAACUAUUUACAAGGAACUUCUGCACAUAGAGGAAGAGACGGAGGCGCUGCAGCACAGCUGUGGGGAUUAAACAAUGUGUGAGCUCCUUAGGCCUUAAGCAUAUAGGGCUAGUUGCUUCCAUGUUGACAACAAAGAUAAUCAUUUUUUUGCUUGCUUUAACAUGUUAGUCUUGCAAGUUUGCCAUGUUAUGAAGCAAGUCUUAAAUCAUUCAUGUAAUUUUCUCUUGCAUUACACUUCUGGAGUCUAAUCUCACUGCAACAAUGAGCUGGUUUUCCUGAUGCACCUUAGUGAUAUUUCUCACUCCCCACCUCCGAUAACCUCGUCUCCAAACUUAGGAUUUACUCCUCUGUCUGCACAUUUUCUCCGCCAGGCUCAUAUUCCAGAUCAUGUGGAGCCGUAUUUAUUGUCGCAGCUUAUUUAAAUAAUCACCGGCAUGUCAGCGCACAUUAUGGCCCUCUGUCAAGGUAAUAACACAUUGUCAUUGCUGUUGGGAAGCAAAUAUUAAACCAUAGAUCAACGUUUAACAAUGCAUAAUGGACUGGAUCUGCAUGUUUCCGUUUCCAUUUCAGUUGGCCCUCGGCUAUAUUAGAAUAAUUUAAUGCUCCAAAUAAUAUGAAAAAGCUGUUGUUAUUGCUUUUUUGAUAAAUAGUUAAGGGAAUCAGUGUUACAUGUAUUAUAGAAUAUGAGGCUGUUUGCAUGUGACACUUGUUUGACUGUGAUGUUAGUGAGCUGCGCCUUUGUAGGAACAGCAAAGCAAGAGCACAUAUAUAUAAAAAACUAUAUAUGUAUCAUUCUCUUUGAUUUAUAUAUAUAUGCCUGUGCUGCAUAUUUAAAAUGACACAGUAAGGUGUUAGUAGUUUUAACUGUUUGUUCUACUGAGUCCAUAAUAUGGUGUUUUUUGGUAAUGUGAUAUUCUGGGCAUUGUGGCAAAUGCAGCACCAAAUUCCCAGGAUAUCUAAUGUUAUUAUUCUAUAUGUAACAUUUGUGCAGCUAGUCCUGAACUUUGUCUGUCUGCUGUUUGGUGCUUAGCAGGUAGUGAAGCCUGCUACCUCACAAUGUGAUGCUAUAAAAAUGGUUUGAGUGAAGCAGUGAAGUGUCUGACUGUCUACGUCCAGGUACGUGGAAAUACGUAAAAUGCUAAAGGAUGGCUUUCUUGGUCAGUGUCUGACGCAGUCCGUCGUUGCCCAAGUGCCAGAUUUCGACGACUUUGGAGUGAGACCAGGUGGGACCAAAAGGCUGAAACUCAUCAAAAGGAUACUUUCAACCAGCUUGUAUUAUGACAAUUUGGGCAUCAUGUGUAAACUUCCCUCUAUCUUGCCAGCACACACAUCUCCCCAUUCCUCUUUCAGCGGCUUAUCUCCCAGCUGGCAGCCAUAUUGUUUCCUGUGUCGCAUUGCAUUACCCAGCCGACGGAGCUUAUUAGUCUAGUGCAUCGCAAUGCAUUCUGGUAGUUGGAGAUUUUCUACUAAACAAUGCCACAACCCUUUUUCUCUGUUUUCUCUGGUCAUGUUGCACUCGUUUCAAAAGUAUUUGUGUCAUUCUGCUGCAUGGACAUCGCAGAUUUAUGAGAAGACCAUCUUUUCUCGCUCCGAAGUCGGCGAAAUCCGGCACUUGGGCAGUGUCUUGCAGCAUCCAAAACUGUGUUCAUGUCCUGUAAGAUUAUAAAGCCAAAGCCUUUCCUUUUUUUCUAAACCAAACCAUGUGCCUUAGGGAAAAAAAGUCAAAGAAGACAGGCAGAACUUGACACAUCAUCCCGUGGAAAGUCCAUGACCAGAUGUCGAUAUGUGACGAGGUCAGAGUGAGAAUGAGUUGGCAGAGUUGGGUUGCAGUUCUCUGUGUAUUCCUACGAGUGACCCCUUUCACAAACAAGUAGUUUUUUUUUUGCAUGUCUAUUUAUUGUUUUUAUACCUGGUGUUUCUCCACAGCUACAGAUAAAGAUCAGGCUACAGGAAUAUUAUGAGUAUAAUUUGUAGAAUAAGAUUCCAAUCGCUGCUGCAUAGGAUUAUUUCUUACUUGUGUGAUCCAAACAUUUCCACUGUGAAGUCCAAAAGUCAAACUGUAUUGAAAAAUGUUAGAUGUAAUCAUUUCCAAAAUUCACGACAUGUUUUUAUCUAACAAAAUAUUUUUGCCUCAGUCCGUAUUUGUUGGCGUUUCACCUGUCAAAAACAUUUUCGGUGCAGUCAAAAACAGUUUGCUCUCCUGCUUGCCACACAAACAGGUGGUCUACCAGCAAACUAACAGCACCAUAAAUUACAUUUAUUUAUGAAAGAAACUGAUUUGAUAAUAAAAGACCAACUCAUUUAAUCCAAUAAAUAAUUUUAUUGAAGUACUUUUUAAGGGUGACGGACAAUAAAAGCUUCAUUUGAAAACCUCAACAGAAGCUUUGACUAUAAAAAAGAAGUAGGUAAGUUGGGUAACUUCAGGGUGAGUGGGACAGUUUUCGGUUUUCUGCAUUGUAUGAGACUUCUGGCUAUGGAUUUCAAAAAAUAACCCAACAUAUGAUACAUUUCUGUAAUGCUGAAGAUGUUACCUAUCCAUUUGAGGAGGAAAGAAGAUCUGAUUAUGUUCCAUGGAUGCAUAGCAUACCCUUUUUUGUGAACUGACUAAAAUUCGUUUUUGUGUGUGAGAUUUGGGUGAGUGGGACAACACAUUUGUUUAACUUUUUGUUCUCUCCCUGUACUUUUCUUCUUGCCUUCUCAUUCGCUCUCUGCCUCUCUGGUGCCAUUCUUUCUGCAGUGGAUUAAUCAGGAUUAGUUUGGAAAGAAAUCAAGUCUAAACUUUGUAUAGGUUGACACUUGAUGAACAAAUGUUCCCUACUGUUGUUACUUUGAAAAGCCUUUACGUCUGCAUCUAGUACACAUAUUAUCUGAUAACUGUGUUGCAUUGUAUUGGCAGGGGUGUGUGUAUAUGUGUGUGUGUGUCUGUGUGUUUGUGUGUGCAUGCGUGCAGUUUGUAUUGGCUGGUGUGUGUGUGUGUGUGUUCCUCUAUAUAUCCUAUCAUCAACAAUAGGCUUGAAGAGUUGGGGACAAUCUGCAAAUUAGAUCCUGAGAAAUAAUCUGUUAUCAUGCAUCCCUAGUAGGCUGGGUACACUUGCUGUUUAUGCUAGCUGUUUUGCUUGCUAGGUAGUUGGGCUAGCAGUAAAAUUGAGGUGCUCCAUCAACAAUUGUGUGGUAGAUUUUGGGUCUGCACACAAGAAGGUUAGGAACUAUUAAUGUGGAACAUAUAUAAUGAUUCCCUAUGGCAGGAUUGAUCAUUUUUAUUCAUUAAGAGUGCCUUUUGGUGCUGUCCCACUCACCCAAAACCAUGCUGACAAAAUAAAAAUAGCCUAAUUCCAUAAAUGUAAACAUAAUCUCAACAUUUUUUUCUGAUUUUAUUGUAGAAGUGCAUCAAAUUCAUGUUUCCAGCAAAUAUUUCUGCAAUAUCUUGGCGAAAACAUUUUUAUAACCUUAUGAUCAUAACAAUCAAAAUCUUAUGCCAUUUUCCUCACCUUGGGUUAUGCAGGGUCAACUUCCUGAUUGAUGUUGGCCCCGCUCCCACAUGUGACAUCACACCAAUGAAUGUAAGCAACUCUGAUAAUGUGGUUUCACAGCAAGGCUCAGCAAAAAAAAGUUUUUAUUUUCAAUGUCCAGGGGAGAAAAUACAGCCAGUUUACUUAUACUGUCCCACCCAACCUGAUGUCCCACUCACCCUGAAUUAACCCCAACAAGUAGUCAUGUGAUCCAUUGCUAAUAUUAGAAUAUUAGAUACGCUUUCUUCAAACUCGCCAUUCACUUGGAGAAAGCCUGGGGAAGAGGAAACGUGACACCUGACAAACCUUCAGUUUGUGAGGGGUCGUCAUUGCUUUGUUUGGUGGGAAAACUAUACUGUGUAAAUGUAAAAAUUCAUGUAAAUCACAGAGAGAUGUCUGGAUUUUUGUUGUUUGAAUUACAGCGGGGUCUUGUGAGCCCAUGUGGGUUGGACCAAACGAACUAACUAACUUUAGCCAUUCCAGGUGCACAUGUACACACACACACACACACACACACACACACACACACACACACUUCCUUAUCAGUGAUUCUUCUCGGGGUUCAAUGAACCAUCAGCUGGAAAAUCUCCCCGGCUGAUCCUGAGUCAGUGUGUGUUGGGUGCCAGGCCUGCAGCGUUUGCCCCCGGGGAUUCCUUCUUGGAUCAGCUGUUGCUAGCUGAGCCAGCGGCUAACAGAGCCCCGGGGAGCUCCAGGUGGGCCUGAUUAGCUCUCCAUGGAAGACAGGGGUCAAGGGAAGGCAGCUCGGGUUACCUUCACAGAGGUGGAGAGGAACAGAGGAAGGGGAGGGAGAGGCGGAAAGCAGUGUGUGGCGGACAGGCAAUGAGUGGUUGCGGAGCACUGAGUGGGGAAUUAGACACAUGUCGGGCCGAGGUCUCAAUUUUCCUGCAAUCAGCACGACACCUGGCCUCGUCUUAAUUGGUCAGGCUACCUCACCUAAUCCAUCGCCCGUCCUCCUCAGUGUCUGGAGCCCUCUAAGCUCCAUUCGGCACUGAGGCGAAUGGACAAAAGCCAGGGAUGAGAAAGGGGCCUCUCUUUGAGACCUAAUCCAAUUAGAUAACUGUUAGAAAACCGUGAGUGGAGUUUCAUGUCCCUUAAAAGUAGACACGAACUCUGGCAACCUCUGUGACCUCGGAGAAUGCCAUCUUGUUAAGAGUCGCAGCAGGAACUCCUAUCCCCCUCUCUUGAUCUCUCUGACCAGAGGGUGUGUGUUUUGUGUGUGUGUGGGUCUUAGAAAUAGACAGAGAGAGGGAUAAACGGUCCCGACUCAUAUAGCAGCUAGUCUACAUCUCAUCCAAGUCUAAAAUAAAUCAGUGUCUGAAGGGGCUCUCCUGAUAGUUGUGCAAUGGUGCCUCUGUUUGUUUUUAGUUUAAACUUAAUUAACUCUUUAAUACUCUUAUGUAAACAAAACAAAAUAAAACAAAACAACGCAAGAGCCACUCUAGCAUAUAAAAGUACAGAAACUGCACUACAGGGACCCAUCUGAUUUAUUCAUAUUUACAGAAUCAUGAUAGCCUUAGGUGAUAUCUUUGCCAGUAAAUACAUGAAUAUGUAUCGCUGCUUUUUGAGACAUGCUAUGACUUACAUAUUUCCCUCGCACCGCCCAUUUGUAUUCAUACAAAAAGGUUUCAGGCGCCGCAUUAAAAGCCCGGCGUUCUCCCACUUUUGAAACACAUCUAAGUAUCGUAAACUUGUGAUGUGCCCUGCCAGAGUGGCGUGGCCUUGGAGCCUGCCCCUAAAUGUUUGCUGAAGGGGGGCACCGGCUGGCCCUCGUAAUACCCCAUAAUGUCCCUGCAUAGUGAUCAAACAAUGAAAUUUAAUCAGUGGCCUCCAGUCUACUUCCCAUAAAAAUGUGUUCUCUAAUAUAAAGUUCAUUUCUAUGAAUAUUAAAGCAGCAUAUCAUCUGUUGAAUAUUUCAUUUGAUCUCCACCUUUAAUAAUGCAAAAUGAGGAAUAGAACAUUCACCCCCUUUUUCCUAUAGAUGAUGACUUUGUCCACUUUUGUAUAUAUCACAUAUUACAUUACAAGCCGUAGUGUCUUUAAUAUAUAGGUGUAGUUAAAAAUGGUAGUGGAUAUUAUGCCACAGCUUAAGGCGUUUUGGCUGUCAUUGAAAUACAGAGCAUCAGAAUGAUGAAGGUUUAAGUAAAUGUCUAAAGUGAAGCAUUGCUUGACACCUGCUCACUUUGAAUGAACUUUGAAUCAGCCACAGUAGGUAACUUGACAGUGCCGGACAUGGAACAUUCUGUGCCCUGGGCAAGCUUCCAUUGGUGCCACCCCCCCCAACAAAUGUUUUUUUAUAUUUAUUGUAUUUAUUCAUAAACACAAACAACAACUAAUUACAAACAACACAAAUAAAAAUUAAGCUAACAGAAAAUUAUAAUAAAUAUUGAACAACAAAAGAAUACGAUGUGUGCAAAUUUGGAUGGCUUUUACCUUUUCAUUUUUUCUUAUGCUAAUGCUCGUCACUCAACCAUAAAGGCCAAUUCCCAGUUUGUCUGCAAGGGCCCAUUUUUUUACCGUGUAAUGUAAAUCUCGUGCCGGCACAGUAAUGCAGUGGUUAACAUUGUCGCCUCACAGCUCGGUUCAAACUCCAGGGUGGGGGAGCCCUUCUGUGCGAAGUUUGCAUGUUGUUCCCAUGUCAGCGAAGGUUUUAUCUGGGUACUCCGGUUUCCUCCCUCAAGUCACAGACAUGCAGGUUAACUGGUGACUCUAAAUUGUCCAUAGGUGUGAAUGUGAGCAUGAAUGGUUGUCUGUCUCUAUGUGUCAGCCCUGUGAUAGUCUGGCGACCUGUCCAGGGUGCCCCACCUCUCACCCAAUGCCAGCUGGGACGUUUUGGUCAUGGACUUUCCGCAUCCACAUAUGACGUGAAAGGUACCCUGGGUGUGUUGGUUGGUGACGCUCUGGGAUGCCUUGUCAAGUUCUCUAUUAGGAUACACUUCUAUUUUUACAGGAAAGUUAACAUUUACAUACAGUAAAAACACGUGGUUAGGUUUAGGCAGCAAAACACGGUUAGGUUUAGGCAACGAAAGGAAGUGGUGAAGUUUAGGAAAACAGAACAGGGCUUGGCUUUAGAAUCUUAUGGGACGUGAACACUGCUAUCUCGGAUGAAGGUCGGUGUUUGUUUUACCUAUCCAGCCAACCCUCCCACCCGUUCUGCUUGGACUUUCGCUGCCUUAACUUUUAUCCUUGUCCUGCUGCAUUUCCCCCUGAUGCUGCCGGGCGCCGUUAAACUAAAAUGGCAACCAGCCGCAUAUCAUGGCGAUGUUAAAGGAUGCCUCCUAUUCUUUAGAUUCUGAUGUCGCAAGUCACUGCUCCAAGCGUUGGAUUUUGACGACUUCGCAGUGAGACUGUGCUUGUACUACGUUGCACAGGCAGAUAUUUCCCUUUGUUUUUUUUUUUAUUCCAUUGCUUUAUAUAAAUAUAUAUAUGUAUCUCCUGUAAUUUCAGUAACUUGGUGGGGUGGGGGGUGAGGGGUGUUGCCCCCCCAUGAGUUGGUCACCCAUGUCACCAAUAAGAAGAUCUGCCUCUGUGGCUGGAGACAGGAAGAAGAAGUCAAGCAGCAGAAUCUUUGCAGAUACU